AUGGGCGAGGACAAGCCAGAAGGAGAUGGCGAAGAGGUCGCCAUUGAAGUUCCCAUUCAGCCGGGGGAGCCUGUUGCAGCUGUGGAUGCAUCUAUUGAACCGCCAUAUGGAUGGGUUGUCUGUAUCGCCAUGCAUUUGAUCAAUGGAUUCACAUGGGGUAUCAUUGCGUCAUAUGGCGUUUACCUAUCGUACUACAUUGAUAAUUCCAUAUUCCCCGGUGCCUCAGAUUUGGACUAUACGUUCAUUGGUGGCGUCAAUUUCGCCUGUGCCAUGCUCUGCGGACCUAUUGUCAACAUGUUUGUCCGAAGACUCGGGACACAUAUCCCUAUGUACUGCGGCUGUGUCAUGUUCGCGGGCGGCUUUGUCGCAGCCUCAUUUGCCACAGAAUAUUGGCAUCUUAUUCUGACGCAGGGCAUCCUGGUUGGGUUGGGAACAGGCUUUUCGUGGCUACCAGCUACACCCAUACUUCCCCAGUGGUUCAACAGAAAUAGGAGUCUAGCUCAAGGCAUCGCAGCCGCAGGGAGCGGCAUUGGCGGCGUGAUAUUCUCUGCCGCAACAACCCCCAUGAUCGAGAAUCUUUCGCUUGCUUGGUCACUACGGAUCACUGGCAUCCUCGCAUUUGUGGUCCUGUUUACGGCAUGUUCGUUGAUCCGCGACAGAAACAAGACAAUCCGUCCCAGCUACAAGCCUAUAGACACGGAGCUCCUGAAAAGGUAUCAGGUCUGGCUGCUUAUCUUCUACACGUUCUUUUCCAUCCUUGGCUACAUCGUGGCGAUCUAUUCUCUGGGUAAAUCAGCCGUCCAAUACCACUCCAACAUGAAGCUGAUCUAUUUCUUAGGCGCGUUCGCAACAUCUCUCGGAUUGACUCAAGAUCAAGGCGGCACUGUGAUCACCAUCAUGAACGUCGGAACCGCUUUCGGUCGACCUUUCAUCGGGGUGCUAAGCGAUCGAUUCGGCCGCAUGACAGUAGCAUGCGUCUUGACCGCGUCAAACACCUUGCUAUCAUAUGCGAUCUGGAUUCCUGCCAAUUCUUAUGGCGUACUUAUAUUCUUUGCUCUUACUGUGGGCGCGACGAGUGGUGUCUACUGGGGUACAAUUGCUCCUCUUUGUGCCGAGGUCGUCGAACUGAAAGAACUUCCAUCAGCCCUCAGUCUGAUGUGGGUGACUGUCUCUAUGCCUGCUUUAUUCUCGGAAGCAAUAGCAUUGGAGAUUCGCCGACCUCAUUCGUCCCGGCCUUAUUUAUGGCCUCAGAUCUAUACUGGCUUGGUCUUCCUGAUCGCGGGUGGUUUCAUGUUUGAGCUCCGCCGGCAGAAAUGGGGCUUCAGGAGGGAAAGGCAUAGAUGA
Messenger RNA from Fonsecaea monophora, 1344 nucleotides. RefSeq lists its product as hypothetical. The transcript has 5 exons. The record is from RefSeq and is a predicted model, not a curated record. Bases 1 to 1344 code for a protein of 447 amino acids. Lineage: Eukaryota; Fungi; Ascomycota; Eurotiomycetes; Chaetothyriales; Herpotrichiellaceae. Gene Ontology annotation, biological process: transmembrane transport. Gene Ontology annotation, molecular function: transmembrane transporter activity.